Diorhabda sublineata is the source of this 2275-nucleotide messenger RNA. It is a transcript of the gene CSN1b, whose product is annotated as COP9 signalosome complex subunit 1. The transcript has 2 exons. The record is from RefSeq and is a predicted model, not a curated record. Gene Ontology annotation, cellular component: COP9 signalosome. The coding region runs from base 77 to 1492 and encodes 471 amino acids. NCBI's taxonomy places the organism in Eukaryota, Metazoa, Arthropoda, Insecta, Coleoptera, Chrysomelidae.
UGUCAUUUGUCAAUACAAUAUUUUCAAACUUCAUAAAAAAUUUCCAAAUCUUCAAAUAAGGUUUUGUUCAAAUAUAAUGUUAUUUUUACAGAAUGCAGUAGAACCUAUGCAAGUAGACGCGCCACCAGAAGACAAUGAUAACAAUGAAGAAGAUAACUAUAUUGUAGAAAAUCCAACAUUAGAUUUGGACGUUUAUGCAAACAGCUACGUAGGAUUGGCAAAGUUGUACCGGCUUAUUUAUAUAAUAGAUCAUUGCCCUUCCCUUAAAUUAGAGGCACUUAAAAUAGCAAUAGCAUAUGUAACAGAUACAUACAAUGUAAACUUGUAUCAAGUUUUACAUCAAAAACUAGCUGAGAUAACUACAGCUUUGAACGUUCCUGAUGUAGCAGCCCCUUCUACAUCCCAAGAUAUACCUGCCAUAGAUAAUAUGUGGAUGGAAACGAAGUCAAAAAAAGCAGCAUUUAAGCUAGAAAAAUUGGAUAAUGAUCUAAAAAAUUACAAAUCAAAUUCAAUUAAAGAAAGUAUUAGAAGAGGACAUGAUGACUUGGGUGACCAUUAUUUGGAUUGUGGUGAUCUAUCUAACGCUCUAAAAUGUUAUUCAAGGGCUAGAGACUACUGUACUAGUGGAAAACAUGUUGUUAAUAUGUGUCUGAAUGUUAUAAAAGUAUCUGUAUAUUUGCAGAAUUGGUCUCAUGUAUUAAGUUAUGUUUCUAAAGCAGAGAGUACACCCGAUUUCUCGGAAACUCAGUCUAAGGAUUCCAACCAAAUCAUAUUGACAAAAUUGAAAUGUGCGGCAGGACUUGCAGAACUAGCAACAAAGAAAUACAAAUCUGCCGCUAAGCAUUUCCUUCAAGCAAAUAUAGAUCAUUGUGAAUUUCCAGAAUUACUUUCUCCAAAUAAUGUUGCCAUGUAUGGGGGUCUGUGUGCACUAGCAACAUUUGAUAGGCACGAGUUACAAAAAAAUGUUAUUUUUAGUAGUUCUUUUAAACUGUUUUUAGAAUUAGAACCACAACUACGUGAUAUAAUUUUCAAAUUUUAUGAAUCAAAAUAUGCCUCCUGUUUAAAACUAUUAGAUGAAAUUAAGGACAACUUACUCCUCGAUAUGUACAUUGCUCCCCAUGUUAAUAUUUUGUAUACGCAAAUUAGGAACAGGGCGUUAAUCCAAUAUUUUAGCCCUUAUUUAUCUGCUGAUAUGCACAAAAUGGCUUUAGCCUUCAACAGAACCGUGCCUGCUCUGGAAGAUGAACUAAUGCAACUUAUCUUAGAUGGACAAAUUCAAGCUAGGAUUGAUUCUCACAAUAAAAUUCUUUUUGCUAAAGAUGUGGAUCAACGUAGUACUACUUUUGAGAAAAGUUUGUUGAUGGGAAAAGAGUAUCAGAGAAGAACUAGAAUGUUAAUUUUAAGAGCCGCAGUUUUAAAAAAUAAAAUCCAUGUCAAGAGUCCUCAGAGAGAAGCAGGUCAAACGGGAGAAAUUACAGUUGUGCCGUUCUAAAAACUAUCAACUCAGUUAUACUAACUUAUAUUGAUUUGAUUUAUUCGAAAGUUUUGUGCGAAAUUCUUGUAGUUGUAUAUCAACAUUUCAGUCAUUUUGAUGUUUUUAAAUAAAUACCCUAUUUUUGCGACUGUAUUAUUCGUUUAUUUUCAAAGUUGUUGAGAAACUGUAAUAACGAACGUACACAAUGAUCGUGCUUGUACGCGCUCUUAACGUCGAAGCUUCUACUUUUUACGCGCUAAUCGACGUUAGACGUCAAAAUCCUAACCUCACUUUUCUAGUGUAGUUUGUAGCUGCAGGUACCCUGACUUCUCUGAGAGAAAGGUUGGUAGAAUUUGUAUGAGCUCAUGAGUAUUCAUAUAACAAACAGUCGGGUGGAUAAAAGGAAACUAAAAUUUGACAUAAUAUAGGGAAUAAUUUUCCCAUUUAAAAUUCCAUGACAUAAACUGGCGAUUAACUUCCUUAUUUCCUACAUUUAUCGCACUGAUUGUCGUUAAACGUCAAAAACAUAACCUCAAUUUUCUAUUGUAGUUGCAGAUACCUUAAAAAAUGACUUCUCUGAGUGAAAGGUUGGUACAAUUUGUAUGAGCUCUUGAGUGUUUAUAUAAGAAACAGUGGGCUAGAUACAACAAAACUAAAAUUUGACAAUACAGGGAAUACCUUUUGUUAACUAACUUGGUAAAAGAAAUAAAAAUACUUAGGUUAUUGUAACAGUUUAUUUGAAUAUAAAAAACAAUUAAAUCUUACCAACCUUAAAUUUUGAAUCUAAAUUUAUCACAAAAA